CCCUGCCGUCGCGCGCACGAGAGAAAGCCGGGCCGGUCGUGAGAGGAGCCGCGCGCGAGGGCGAGCGCCGUCGGGGAUUGCCAGGGGUGCCCGUAUAGCCCAACGCGUCCUCGGCUGCCUGCGCGGCACGCUGCAGCCCCUGGCUAGGGGCCCUCGGAGCCUCGGAAGGGGCGGCUCCGGGAGGCCGCCUGGCCCCCCACGGAAAUCCUGGGGGCACCCUGGGCCAGGGACGCCCCCGGCGACAUCCGAAGGAGGGCGCGCGGCCGGGCGGGCCGGGCCGCCAGGUCUGUCCACCCCCGACCAAUGGCCUCCGAUGAAUCGCCGCUUCCCCUCGGGGCAGGACGGGCCGGGAAAGGCGGAGAAGUCGCACCCGGUUUUCCACGAGGGGCACGCAAGCAAGACGUGCCCAAACCACCAGCGGAUGCUUUCGCCGAGAGCGCAUCGCCCCGACGAGCGUGCGCGCAGGGAGGCCGUCCUGAAGAGCACAGAUGGCGGUGAAGACGCGCUGAAGCAGAUUGUGUAGUAACGUGGCUGCUUAGCCAAUGGUGGCAGCGGUGGUGAGAUCGUCAGUGCACUGAGCCCUAGUUCCGAACUGACCACUGAUACGUUCCCAGGGUGCGGGUGCAAGUGAUCACCCUUCUCCAACGAAUACCCACCAAUUGUACCAAUCGGUCGACGCCACCCUCCCUUGGAAAUUGAAACCUUUCAAAUCAACUGAAGUCUUCAUAGCGAAUGCUGACUGCACUGCCGAAUCCGGCUUCGCAAGGACCAGUUCCCCGCCAUCAAGUUCAACGACGUGUCCCACUAUUCUUCCCUUCUCACCUCCCUGAACACUGGCGCACGGGAACCUCUUACCAUUGAAAAGGGGGAGCGUGCCCUCCGAAAUCCUUAAACGUUCUGGUGAGAACCCCUGCAAGAACACAACGUCGUCUCCCGAGCCGAGUCGCGGAGGCACGGCAGGGACGACGUCUCCAGCUGCCAGCAUGUCCUGGCGUGUUUGGUCCCUGGUCUUGUUUGAGGCCGCUGCAAGAAUCAUGAGCUGAGCGGUGCUCAAAGGUUUGCCCACCUCACACUUGUUGCUGCCGCUGAGACCACGGCGAGAAUGGCGGUCGACACCGUCUUGUGUCCACGUGGGAGCUUGACAACCCGCGAAAGUCCUCUCGCUCUGGUCUUCCAGGUUCUGCAACCAAUCCUUACGCAGAGUCUCCGCUGAAUGUUUGAACAGCGCGUCAGAUGACCAGUCCACGUAUUUGAUCAUCAAUGUCGCGUUGGUGAUCGUUGAGAGCUCCUUCACAAGUGAAAUAAAUCAUAUUCGUGCGCUCAAGCUCGCAGCCCUUUCCCCCACCAGUUAUCAAAUAGAGGCCGACUACUUUUGGCGCCCGGAAGUCACGAACCAUCGUGAUGAUACUUGCUUUCCAAGCCCUAACGAAGUCUGCAUCUUUUGUCUCGGCCAUCUUAGCGACGACCUGGUCCACCAGCGAAUAAUGCCACCCUGAAUGUGCCUGCGAAUAUUCUUGCAAGAUCUGCUGCUGAUGGCCGGGCCCCCCUUGAUCUUGGAACGGGCACGAGACAAAAAUGAUGUGCUCUCCUUCUUUCAAGUUGUUGUCUGCUUUGUUGUGGCUCCUGGUUAUUAUUCCCCACCGAUAGGUUGGUGGCGCCUCAAAAAACGCCAUGCAACAGAAGCGCGCUCAAAUCUGGGGCGCGAUCCAGUGCGUCAACCUCCAUCUCGAACCAACGUGGCUACGGUCU
Molecule: messenger RNA, 1749 nt
Organism: Prorocentrum cordatum
Lineage: Eukaryota; Dinophyceae; Prorocentrales; Prorocentraceae
Source: the annotation of a GenBank genome assembly